This is a messenger RNA of Paralichthys olivaceus (Japanese flounder), 4658 nucleotides long. RefSeq names its product inactive phospholipase D5-like. The record is from RefSeq and is a predicted model, not a curated record. Gene Ontology annotation, molecular function: catalytic activity. NCBI's taxonomy places the organism in Eukaryota, Metazoa, Chordata, Actinopteri, Pleuronectiformes, Paralichthyidae.
CAUCCGAGUAUCUAGUUAUAUGGAACUGCGAGGGACCCGCGGGCCGAUGGGUGGCCAGGACCUGAGGGGUCAGGGGUUAGGUUUCGGCAUCGCGGCCCCAGGGACCCCGGCCAGUUCGAUAAUAACAGCAGUGCAGCAGCAGGAAUACUCAGCCAGCAUCUGGCUCCGCAGGAGAGACAAACUGGAACACUCUCAGCAGAAGUGCAUCGUGAUCUUUGCCUUGUUGUGCUGCUUCGCUGUGCUGGUGGCGCUGAUUUUCUCAGCCGUGGACGUUUGGGGCGAAGACGAAGACGGGAUCACAGAGGAGAACUGCAGCAAGAACUGCAGAGCCGUGCUUGUUGAGAACAUCCCAGAAGACAUCUCCUUGCUUGACAAUGGUACAGCCCACGUCCCUCUCUCAGUGGGGUUGUACAGUUUAUUGGACCGGGCCAUCAGGGUCGUGGAGAUCGUUUCGCCACUGUGGCUCCUCAAUUCCUCUGAUUAUGAAUCGAGCUUCCAGCCGGCUGCCAGACAGGGCCGGGCUCUGCUGUCCAGGCUUCAGGGGCUGAAAGCAAAAGGGAUCCAGCUGAAGAUCUCCAGUGGGAUGAUCGACUCGACCGAGCUCAAGAUGCUCGCCAGACACAAUGCUGAGGUGCACUAUGUGAACAUGACAGCACUGACCAAAGGUCACCUCCUCUCCUCCUUCUGGGUGGUCGACAGGAGACAUUUCUACAUCGGGAGUGCAAGCAUGGACUGGAGAUCCCUGGCCACAAGGAAGGAGCUGGGUGUGUUGGUGUACAACUGCAGCUGUCUGGCUCUGGACCUCCACAGAGUGUUCAGUCUCUACUACGGGCUCCAAUACAGAGACUUCAUCCCCUCCUUCUGGUCCAAGCGUCUCUUUGCGCUCUUCAACAAGGAUGCGCCUCUGGACUUCACUAUUAACAACACCAAGGCUCAGGCCUACAUCUCUAGCUCUCCAGAUGUUUUCAUCCCCAAACAUCGUAGCAAUGAUCUGGAAGCCAUUUCCUGGGUCAUCCAAGAAGCCCGCCAUUUCAUAUACAUCUCCAUCAUUGACUACCUGCCCCUGCUCAGCAGCAACGCCCACAAGUACUGGUCUCGUAUCGAUGGCCUUAUCCGGGAGGCUCUGAUCCUGAGGAAGGUGCGGGUACGUCUGCUGAUAAGUUGCUGGGAAAAGACUGAACCACUUACUUUCAACUUUAUCUGGUCCCUGAGGAGUCUGUGCAUGGAGCAGGCCAACUGCUCUAUGGAAGCUAAGUUCUUCAACCCCAGAGUGCAGAGGGAUGGCAGUCUCCAGGGAAUAAACCAUAACAGGUUUAUGGUGACAGACAGAGCCAUUUAUUUAGGUAACCUUGACUGGGUGGGGAAUGAGUUCCUCUUCAAUGCAGGAGCAGGCCUGGUGAUCAGCCAGCCAGAGGGUAUCGAAGACAGGAACUCCACGGUGGUGGAGCAGCUGCGGGCAGCAUUUGACAGGGACUGGUUUUCACGUCACACCCGCUCCCUGCAAGCAAACAAGAUCCCUAUUUGCAUCAAGCACCAGAACAACAGGCCGGUUCCAGGGAAAGCCAGCCACAUAGACAAUGGGCCGAUGCCUAUCAGAACAGGCCAACAUGAUACUGCACCUGCACCAAUGAGAAACAGUCACAAAGACGAUGGGCACACGCUGGUGAAAACGAGGUACCAUGAUGAGAGACCGACCAAAAUUGAUCACCAAGGCUUUGCAAAUGGAGUGGUGCCAAUUAUAGACAGUUAUCGCGAGAGGGGACAAGUUAAAAUUAGUAACCUUGACACCAGUCAGCUACAAAACAAAGGUAGUUACCAAGACAAUCCAAUGGAUCCACCCAGUCAGUCGGCGGAGAGCAGCGGCAGCAGAGAGAUGUCCAACAGAUCCCUGUGACAGCAAAGAUGGAUUCCUUUUCACUGAAUGUCUAGAGGACUGCUCUUUUUCAGCAACAGUGGACUUACAUCACUGUACCAAAGUAGAUACCAUAAUGAUGUUACAGUGGCAACAAAAUGAAUGAAAUGCCUCAUUCAUUUUCUCAAUUAAAAUGGAUAGAAAACUUGUUUUCUAUGCACUUAAUUCCAGAAGUUUGCCAUCACAAACAAUGUCUGACACGUCAGACACACUAAUGUCUACUAAACCAAUCAGUGUCAAGUAUAGCAAGAAGCAGCCCACAAGGGUGAUGACGAUGGGACGUACAUUUCAUAGAAAAGUCUGAAGUCUACUCACUAAAUUACAUGACACCAAAACUAACCAGAUCAACAGACAAACUCGACCUUUAAUACCACAAACACUAAACAAUGUAGCGACCCAUACAUCUCUUUUCUUGAGAUCAUAAUUGAAUUAGUAGAUGCACCUAUUCUGCUGUGGCAACAAGAAACAUCGUCUGGCCAUUGGAAGAUUACAGCCUUCAUUACAAUAUUUUUCCCAGGAGGAAGAGGACCUAUUGAUCGGAAAGGGUCCUCAGAGAAAGCCGUUGCUUGUUCCAUAUACAAAUCCAAGGAAAAGUCCAGAAGCUGAAUGGAUAUCUAUGGUUUCCUUUCAAAUGAAGUGUUGUGACUUAUUGAACAAAUACUAAGGAGCAGUUUGAAGAAGGGGCCAGAGGGUCUCUGCUGUCUGCCAAAUCAAUACGAUGAAUUUUUAAAAGAGCUUGACAGUUUAACCUCAAGGACACAGUGGCCUGUAAUGUCGUCCUGUGGCUGAAUAUAUAUUAUCUUUCACAUGUGAAGUCAGAGCUUAACAUAUAGUAUUGUUAGCAAAGAGCAGGUCAUAUAAUCUUGACUGAAAGCUUGUGGCAACUUUAAUUUGCAUUUUUGAAUAGCUGCAUGUCAAGUCAAGACCUUUAAACAAUCUUUUUUCUAUGUGGGCAACUUCUGCAAUUAUACUUUGUGGGUUUAUAAGGUUGAAGCAUUUUUAAUUUCCAAAGCCAUUAAUCAAGGAAACAGGGAAACAUUAACAGAUAGAGCAGCGUAGUGAGUCUUCAUCAACACCAGGCACGGGUGUUAUCACUUUUUUGUCUCAAUUAAUUAACUGGGUUGAUUAAAUAAUUUAAUUCUGCUGGUAAACGGAAUAUAUCACCGUUAGAAUGUAUGUAUGAGCUAAAACCAUGAAUUUGUUAAUUAACAUUAAAAUUAUUAGUAACUACUCAGUUGAUUUUACUCUAAAAUGCCAAAAGGUUCCAGCAUUUCUAAUAUUAUUCAUUAUUUAAAUACUAAUAUUAGUAUUUUUCUUGGUGCUCUGUGACCAGUCAUGGUCUCCAUUUUCUGAUAUUUUACAGACCAAAUAAUUGAUUGAUUAAUCAAGAAAUUGAUAAACACCUUAAUUCAUAAUGGUUACAAUGUUUUGUAGCAGAUCUUAUAUUAUACAACACCUGAUUUUUUGUUGAAUCAAUCUUGUGUUUCCAAAGAAUGCAUGUACCCUUUGUUCACCAUUUGUGCUACAUGUCAAAGAUAAGCCUCUAUACAGACUCAGUCAAUAUCUUUCCUACACAUGUAUGUACAGACAUGCAGCUGAAUCCCAGUCACGGUCAAAAAACACAACUAUAAUCUGGUCAUGAUGGAUAACUUCUGCCAUCUAGAGGAAGUCAGGAGAAAAAGCUUUUCUCACAUAAUGACAUAUUUCUCGAAAAUAAGCCUUGAUUAAAUUAACAUGUGGGUUUGCAACGUGUUUGUGUCAGUUUAUAUAAAAGACCUAAAAUUCUGUUGAGAGUUUUUAUUUUAUUGAUAUCAAGAGAUAAGAUAUGAAGAUAAUAUACAAAACACUAAAGUAUAAUCAUAUAUCCUAGUAAAAACUAUUAAAUGUUCAAUUAUAAUGUGCAAAAUAAUAAUUUUAUUUCACUUUAUUUGCUGCUGUAGUCAUUUUCUGAGACACAACCAUUAACGCAUCCAUAUACUAAUCCAGAAGUCUGACACAAAUGCUGAUGUAAAGCAAACACAACAACACGUCAUUUGUAAAAGUGUCUUCAUGCAGAAUGAGUCACACGUGAAGAGCGUUCUCCCAAUUACCACAUCCACAUAUUUUCUUAUGAAGCACUAUGUCUCCAUGCAAUAUCGCUUGUGAACUGACAGCUUGUCUGUAGUUUGAUUCUCUACUUGAUGCUGCUAUGUACUAUAAUCAUGUGGGGGCAUGAAUGCUGCUAAUAAGCCUGCACCCAGGUCUUGUUUACUUCUUUAAAAACAAUUUUGAUCUUUAUAAACAGUAACUAUUUUAUAGUUUGCAUGGACCAAGACUAAACCUUUAAUGACAUAUUUCGAAUGCAGAGUUACUGUGAGAGAGAGCACAGAUGCCAAGGUUGGAAAUCAGCAAUGGUUUAAAAUCUGAUACAGGAAAACAAUGAUGAAUGUUUCUGUGUGACCUGUUGUGCACUGUCAUCUGUUUCUCCCUCCAGUUAGACUACAGAUAUGUAAAAGUAGGUGGGAUGGAGAUAGCUGCAUAUUUAAAAUUGACGAUGCUAACUGUAAAAGCUUUUUAAUGUCGCCUACCUUUAUCCUGUUGAAUUUCUUCGGCAUGACUGUUGAUCGCAUGCCCUGCCUUUAUGAACAGUACACAGUAGCUAUGAGCCUUUCUAGAGAUGACGAUAUUAUGGAAUCUUAUAUACCUUUAAAAUACAGAUGGAAUGUAUAUUUAUUGAAUAUCCUUGUUAAUGCACACAACUGGAUUA